This is a messenger RNA of Penicillium maclennaniae, 1299 nucleotides long. RefSeq lists its product as uncharacterized. The record is from RefSeq and is a predicted model, not a curated record. Lineage: Eukaryota; Fungi; Ascomycota; Eurotiomycetes; Eurotiales; Aspergillaceae. Gene Ontology annotation, molecular function: transmembrane transporter activity. The transcript has 3 exons. Bases 1 to 1299 code for a protein of 432 amino acids. Gene Ontology annotation, biological process: transmembrane transport.
AUGCUCGAGAAUCGCAGCCAUGUCGAUUUUGCCGACAUUCAAAAAGUCACCUAUCUUCUCUUGAUGUGUUAUGCGGUUGUGUCAACAAUUUCAUCAAUAUUCAUUGGACCCUUGGCAGAUCGAUGCUCAUCUCGCAAGGCGCCUUUGAUAUUCUCAUUGGUUCUCACAUUUGUCGGAUCGGCUAUUCUAGCAAUAUCAACCAACCUUACGGGGCUUUUUAUUGGCCGCAUUCUCCAAGCUAUUGGCGGCACUGCGGCUUGGAUCAUUGGUUUCGCUACCCUCAGAGACUCAAUUGAAGGGAAAAAUAUGGGAAAGGUCUUUGGAGUGGUACGGAGCUUUGUGAGCCUAGGAGCCCUCUCUGGCCCAGCUGUUGCCGGCGUGCUACUCGAGUUAGCCGGUUACUGGAUAACUUGGGGCAGUGUUUUGUUUAUUCUUGCACUGGACAUUGUGAUAAGAUUCUUGAUGGUGGAAAAGCCAUUGAAGAAGGGCGGUUCCUCCAAGCCCGAGAACGAUCAUGACAGAUCCAGCACUGCAUCACGUAGCACAGACGAGGAGUCCCCUCUACUCCCUGAGGCGUCCUGCGAUCCCAAGGCAAGCGCUCAAACGGAAGAAGUGGCCAGUGUGCCCACCGCAUCAUUCUACAGGGCGAUUCUUCUGCAGCCUCGGGUUAUCAUUGGUCUCUUAUGCUCUACGGUGUACUCCGCCAUUCUCGCGAGCUACAGCACGACCAUUCCUAUCCAUGUGAACCUUGCAUUUGGCUGGGGAAGCUUACCCACUGGCCUUCUAUUUAUCGGGUUAGAGGGCCCAAUCAUAUUGGCCAGCCCUCUAUACGGAUGGCUUCGAGACAAAAUUGGCACUCGGCUCCCGGCCACAAUCGGUUUCACUCUUCUGGCCCCGUUGCUCUGGCUGGCCGGAGCAGCGGAUCAAAAGGAGUUUCCGUGGGCCACGCCUCAGAGCUCAGCUGAGGCUACAUAUAUCGCUGCCAUCAUAUCUAUUGGAGCUGUCACUAACUUGAUGAGCAGUGUAUCUACCAUUGAGACAACAUAUUCGAAAGUUCCCCGGCUGAUCGAGCAAUUUGCAUUGAAAGGCGCAGUAGACGAGGCUGAAGAAAAGCAGCCAGGAAUUUUUGGCCCAAAUGGAGGCUAUAAUCGAACUUACUCAAUCUCCACCUUGAGUUUCUCGGUGGGAUUACUUGUUGGGUCACUCUUUUCUGGUGUCUUGACCGAUACAGUCGGAUACUAUUAUAUGAAUUCGAUCCUGGGUAAGUCCGCUUUCGUUCUCCGUCAUUCACCCAGCUAA